This is a messenger RNA of Gaeumannomyces tritici R3-111a-1, 1649 nucleotides long. RefSeq lists its product as hypothetical. The transcript is spliced from 3 exons. NCBI's taxonomy places the organism in Eukaryota, Fungi, Ascomycota, Sordariomycetes, Magnaporthales, Magnaporthaceae. The record is from RefSeq and is a predicted model, not a curated record. Gene Ontology annotation, biological process: vesicle-mediated transport; vesicle fusion. Gene Ontology annotation, molecular function: SNAP receptor activity; syntaxin binding. Gene Ontology annotation, cellular component: SNARE complex; plasma membrane. Bases 359 to 745 code for a protein of 128 amino acids.
GAAGUCCAGUGCCACCUCAACGCACAGGGUGCCGCCGCCAGAGCAGUGCCGCCGCCAAGUGGGUUCUGUAUUUUCCAGGCGCUGGCCCGUUUUCUGUUUCGGGGGCCAUUGUCUCCUCCUCUCACUUCAAUCACCACCUACCACCUACACCUCCUCCCCCCUCUCUGCACAUCUGCGAGCCAGAUCGCAAACCCACGAAGCCGUCGUCGCCGUCGCUCGCUCGACUUCUUUUUUUUUCCCUUUCGCAUCCGCAGUUUCUAUCAAAAGAAGCCGCUCAUCGACAAGCCGCGGGCGAAUAAACGCAUCGCUCGCUCUAAACAGGCGCUCCCGCCAAAGAAACCAACACACCACCGCCACCAUGCCUGAGGACGCUCCUUACGACCCCUACAUCCCCAACGGCCAGCAGGGCGGCGCCCGCGGCGGCGCCGGUGCCGGUGCCGGAGCUGGAGCUGGUGCUGGAGGCAAUGCUAGGACGCAGGCGCUCCAAAGCCAAAUCGAUGACACCGUCGGCGUGAUGAGAGACAAUAUCAACUCGGUCGCCCAGCGUGGCGAGCGCCUCGACGUCCUGCAAGACAAGACGGACAAUCUCGCCCAGUCCGCCCAGGGCUUCCGCCGUGGCGCCAACAGGGUCCGCAAGCAGAUGUGGUGGAAGGACAUGAAGAUGCGCGUCUGCAUCAUCGUCGGCAUCAUCAUUCUGCUUCUGAUCAUCAUCCUCCCCAUUGCGCUGCACUUCAAGAGCGGCUAAAGCCCCCGGUCCCACCCAGUAUGCAAACGAGCCACAGAUGAGAAGACAAGAUUUUGACGCAUUUGUAUGUACGAACGGACACUGGAAUGGCGCGGCGUUUUUUCUUCUUUCCCUUUCCCUCCCAACGACUUUCUUGUCUUACGUCGGCUUUUUUUGCUUCUUUUUUUUUUGCGGGCUUGUUUUCCAGCGCCCCGAAUAUCCUGCCUCCCACGUCGGGUAAUGAAUGGGUUUUUACGACGCAGCAACGAGAGCGGACGAUGAUGGGUUCCGUGUGGGCGUGUUUGUUUUCCCGUGCAACACCAUCCUCCGCACUCCCUCGGCAGGGACGCCCUCGCGGGCUUUCGAGGGGGCAAUACCCAAGCUCUUGGACGAGAACAUUUGGAAAGAAUUGAUAGCAUCAUUUUUUUUUAUUUUUUUUGGAUUCUGGGUUCUCGGCCGACGGGUCCCGGCCCGGCUCGUGUCCCCCAUCGGCUAUCCUGGGAGGGAACACAAAGCUGAUUGAACGCGACUUGAACUGCCAAUUACAGCCCCUUCAUAUCUCCAUUGUAUACCUGUGACAUUUGAUGAAGGGACCGGCCGAGCAUCCACGUCGCCAACCAAGAUUAUUUCGUAGUACGGAAUGCCGCAGUCGGUACGGCGCACGUCGUCGCAUGGACAAGGAAACCGGCGGAUGCAGGAAACAAAGAGAGACACAUGGAAGUGUGAUGGCAUACACCGAGCAUGACGAGGCCGAGAUGAAUGUAAUGCUAGAUAGCUAAGCUCACGACGAGGAAGACAGCUGAGCCAGCAUCUUCUAUGCUCAAAGAACCCAGCCCCUAACUUCGGAACCCCCGGGCACAUUGGAAAUGUGGAAUCCCAAAAGCCGGACGAGUGCAAGGAACACGAUCCGUGGCUCCCGAGAAAG